This is a messenger RNA of Oncorhynchus keta (chum salmon), 1355 nucleotides long. RefSeq lists its product as uncharacterized. The transcript has 5 exons. The record is from RefSeq and is a predicted model, not a curated record. The coding region runs from base 265 to 909 and encodes 214 amino acids. NCBI's taxonomy places the organism in Eukaryota, Metazoa, Chordata, Actinopteri, Salmoniformes, Salmonidae.
AAGAAUAAGUGCGCUCUCCGCGGAGUCGACAGAAGCAGAUUUUUCUGUUUUUCAGGGAUAUAGUGGAUAUAGUAUUUUCAACCUGACUUCCGUUUCACCUGAACACUGAAGCACGGACUCCGCUCAAGUACAGUGGGUGGCCACCUGUCCUUUUACACUCCAUUGGUACUUCCGCUGUAAGUCUGCGAGGACGUCGUCAACACUUCCGCGGAGCAGUCGACAGGGACCAGCGAAAACGACUGUUCCUUGGUCAAACUCCACGGCAUGAUGAAGACACAGGGUGUAUUGGUGGGGGUGUCUCUGCUGACUAGCGUAGCUCUGCUGGGGCUGAUAAACGUGCGGCGGAAAGAAGAGAUGAAGGAGCAGAAACAUGUAUCGUUCGAGACGAUUAAACUGCGUGUGACCAGAGACGUACUGGGAGAGUACCAACACGAGGUGAUCAGAGCUCACAACCUGCUGGACAAGACCAAGGCUCAGGUGGAUACUCUGGGGUCAGAACUCCCCCCACUGCAGGCUGCAGAGGCCAAGAAGAAGAGUGAACUGGAGGCAUGCCAGGGAGAAAAGAAACAUGUUGCUGAUGAGGUGGGGGCCGUUGAGGCAGAGAACAGUAACUCUAAACCUGAGUUUGAGAAGCAAAAGGCUGCCUGGGAAGUAGAGAUGAUGUCUCUCAAACAGCAGGUGGUGCAGCGCAGCAAAGUGUGUGUCUUUGUGAAGAAGGACUCUGUAGAGGGAAGGAAACUGUGUGGGGAUGAACCGCCUAAACAAGAGGCCGCUCCAAAACCAGAUGCCCCCAAACCAGAAGAAUCCAAACCAGAUGCUCCCAAACCUGAUUCUCCUAAAGAAGCCCCUAAACAAGAGGCCGCCCCCAAACCAGAAGAACCCAAACCUGAGGCCCCAAAGAUGAGAUGAGCAGAGCUGGGGAUGGACAAAGAGAACGUGGAAUCAAAGAAAAGACAUAAGGAAGGCAGAGACCUUCUGCAGGACAUUUCUGUUCCUUUUUAAACUCGUUAGAACUUGUCCUUCAUGCUACUUUAGUGUCUAUUAACUACCAUCUAACAUGAGUGGAUAUUGAAUACUGUUUGUUAACCUUGUCCAUUCCUCUCUCUCAGUAUGACCCUCCCUCAGGGGGUGUUUGUGUGUGAUUUGAACAAAUGUGUAUGUGCCACCAGUAUCGACCAAUUGGAAAGUCCAGAGCCUCUCUCUGUCACUCCUCAUCAUCCUCACUCUGUUACCCCGGUGACGGUAUUACGCAGUGGUGGCGACCAUAGCAUGGACAAAUCAAAAGUCCUGGAUUAAACUAAUGGUAUUUCUGUUAAGUCUGAUUCUGAUGUAAUAAAGCUUAACCCUAAAGGAAA